Molecule: messenger RNA, 789 nt
Organism: Zea mays
Lineage: Eukaryota; Viridiplantae; Streptophyta; Magnoliopsida; Poales; Poaceae
Source: RefSeq, a predicted model, not a curated record
UCAAACAGGCCAAGCCCAUGACACUAUGAGAGGCCUGGUCCAAAUAUUAUCCAGCCCACUCGGUUUCUUCCCAGCUCAGUCGGGAAGAUGAAAAGGGCAAGGAUUCCCGGCACAAGUUUGUUGUUCCUCUUAUCCGCGGAGGAAGAACGUUGGCUCGACACCAUGCUCCCAAUGGCCGUCCACCCCACGAGCACGCCGUCCCUGUCGCCGCGCGCCCGCGUCUCCCCGCCCAGGCCUUCCACCUCUCUGGCCGCCACCUCGUCCUCGCCCUGCUCUCGCAUCGUCAGUUUCAAGAGCAGGAGGCUGCCACUUCGCUCUGUCCGCAGCGUCGUCGCCGCUGCCGCUGCCGCCGCUGCAGAGGAAGAAGAGAAUAAGGUGGUGGUACCUGAGAGGCAGGACCCGAUGCUGGUGCUCAAGUUCAUCUGGAUGGAGAAGAACAUCGGCAUAGCUCUCGACCAAUUGGUUCCUGGCUAUGGAAGCAUCCCGUUAAGCCCAUACUACUUUUGGCCGCGAAAAGACGCGUGGGAGGAGCUUAGAGCGAAGUUGGAAGAGAAAGAGUGGAUCUCACAGAAGCAGAUGAUCAUCCUUCUCAACCAGGCCACCGAUAUCAUCAACCUCUGGCAGCAGGGUGGCGGGAGCCUCUCGACAUGAGUUCCUCCCCACCCUGUUCUUUCUUCAACCUUGCAAGCUUGUGUUUUGUUGGUUAAUUGGUUUCCUUACAUGCCCUCUCUGUUGUUAAUUUUGAAGUUAUGGUACAUAAUGUAGAUCAGUCGAAUCUGUUCUCACGUA